Molecule: messenger RNA, 687 nt
Organism: Trypanosoma grayi
Lineage: Eukaryota; Euglenozoa; Kinetoplastea; Trypanosomatida; Trypanosomatidae
Exons: 1
Coding region: 1-687 (228 amino acids)
Source: RefSeq, a predicted model, not a curated record
AUGGACCUCCCGGAGGAAAUCACCGCGGGAGAUGUGGUGCUCGUGAUGACGAAAGUUAGCCGCUCGGCGGACAACUACGAGAAUGAGGGGUGUCGUCUCAACUGUCUCUGCCUCGUAGGGGAAUAUCAGCCAGGGAGAGACACGGAAUGGUUCCUUUCACCGCUGGAAAACUACGAUACGAAGAAGCUGCGUGUAGACGCAGGUGUUGUGGCAAAAGGCCUGCACGACUACAAGGUGUUUGUACGCUUAGGAGAAUCUACGUUCCGACAGUACACGCGAAAAGAAUCUUCUUUGUGUGCGAACGUGAAGGUGUGCGCCGAGGCAUUCGAUGGGUUUUCGGGGACGUCACCUUUCACCUCACACCAGUCGUCCUGUAUAAGCUCCCAUUGCACUACGCCAGGGACGGGCUCACGCUCAGACACACAGGUGCAAUUUAUCGCUGACGGGUCCACUCCUAAUGUGUUUGAUGGAUCACACAACACGGUGCGGACGCCGUCGCCCACGUCGGGCUACGCUGGCGAGGCCUCGCGGGACGCAGGGGAGAAUCAGGAGUCAGAGAAUACGAGGAACGGAGAGGGGCGUUUCCUGCCUUCGUUGCGACCGCCGCGUCGUCCCUCUGUGGGUUUGGGCCCGAGGGUGAAGAGCACUGGAUCGCUUCGCUUCCGCCGGAUCCUGGAAAGCUUAUAA